Molecule: messenger RNA, 438 nt
Organism: Fulmarus glacialis (Northern fulmar)
Lineage: Eukaryota; Metazoa; Chordata; Aves; Procellariiformes; Procellariidae
Gene: NDUFAF2
Product: NADH dehydrogenase (ubiquinone) complex I, assembly factor 2
Exons: 3
Coding region: 1-438 (145 amino acids)
Source: RefSeq, a predicted model, not a curated record
AUGCCCAAGUUGGCCUCCAACCGUCACAUCACCCACAAGUCCUUCUCUGUUCGCAAACAACAGGUCCAGUGGGGCGCUUUCCCUCGUUGGCUCCGUCACCAGCUGUGUCAGGAAGUGCAGAGCUUCAUGAAGUUCAUGAAUCAGCAGGUUGUACGAGCCUUCUCUGACUACAUGUCCUGGGAGAUUCUCAAGAAUGAAAAUUACAGAGAAGAAAUGAAACAGAAAAUCAAAGAUAUAUCUGAAAAGGAUAAGCUGCUCCAGGCCAAGGAGUACCAGGAGGGACUUGUUGCUGAACCAGUUCAUACUCAUGUUAAAGGCCACGCAUCAGCCCCUUACUAUGGAAAGAAAGAGCCUUCGCAAGACCCAACAAGCACUGCAAGUACCUUUCAGCCAGGCUCCUGGAUGCCACCAGGCAGCGGCAGUAGUCACAAGAAAUAA